Messenger RNA from Arabidopsis thaliana (thale cress), 3506 nucleotides. It is a transcript of the gene HDG11, whose product is annotated as homeodomain GLABROUS 11. Gene Ontology annotation, molecular function: DNA binding; lipid binding; DNA-binding transcription factor activity, RNA polymerase II-specific. Gene Ontology annotation, cellular component: nucleus. Bases 866 to 3034 code for a protein of 722 amino acids. Gene Ontology annotation, biological process: regulation of transcription by RNA polymerase II; plant gross anatomical part developmental process; cell differentiation. The transcript has 10 exons. NCBI's taxonomy places the organism in Eukaryota, Viridiplantae, Streptophyta, Magnoliopsida, Brassicales, Brassicaceae. The record is from RefSeq and is marked reviewed.
AAUAAAAGUUAAUUUUUGUCAUUAUACGAAGGUGAGAAAAUCGCCGGAGAAAGUGGAUAAAGUCCUCUCCUUUUUUUAUCCAACCACCGUCAAUUUAACCCUCUCCGGCAACAUAAAAAUCCACCGGAACUUAAAAAAGAGAGUUAGUUGUAUAGAAAGAGAAACAAAAGAAGAAGGUUGGUUCGGUCCUCUCUCUCUCUCUUUCCCCGAGUAUGGUGAGAGUACUAGUUAGCAGUAAUGGAGAGAGCAAGAGACUUUAAAACCCUCUUUCUCUUUCUCUCUCUUUUCUAUUUUUUCUUCUGUCAAUUUAAAAACCCAUCAGUUACGCCAAUUUCUAAAGAGAGAGUUUUCUUUUAGCGAAUCUGUAAUGAAUGUUGAAGAAGCAACAAAAGGGGUUUGGGAGCACUAAUGGCGGCUUUAGCUUAGGUGAGAAAGUCUUUACAAGGAAGAGAUCAUAUACUAUCUCACUUUCUCUUUCUAGGGUGGCUCUGUAGAGAACUAAGAAGAGACAUUAUUACGGCUAAAAUAAAAAACCUAUCUCUUUUGGAUUUGUAAAAAUUCCUUUUUUUUUUCUUUUGUUUUCGUAAUCAAUUUCUUGCCUAAAGCGAAACCUUUUCACCUCCCGAAAUCAUCGCCUUUGCAUCUUCUCUUUCAGAUUCUCUUCCGUUUCGUUUUUUUUCUUUCUUUUAAUCUCUCUUCCUCUUCUCUAAAAUUUGAACCUUUUUUUUUUUUUGGUGUGUUGCUCUGUUGGGUUUGUGUUAAUGGUGACAGUGGUGUAAAUGGUCCAUUAGUAGUUUGUGGUUGGGUGAAAAGUAAAGAGAUUAAAGACUGUUUUACUGUCUUUUCGAAACAUUAAUUAAAAAAAAUGAGUUUCGUCGUCGGCGUCGGCGGAAGUGGUAGUGGAAGCGGCGGAGACGGUGGUGGUAGUCAUCAUCACGACGGCUCUGAAACUGAUAGGAAGAAGAAACGUUACCAUCGUCACACCGCUCAACAGAUUCAACGCCUUGAAUCGAGUUUCAAGGAGUGUCCUCAUCCAGAUGAGAAACAGAGGAACCAGCUUAGCAGAGAAUUGGGUUUGGCUCCAAGACAAAUCAAGUUCUGGUUUCAGAACAGAAGAACUCAGCUUAAGGCUCAACAUGAGAGAGCAGAUAAUAGUGCACUAAAGGCAGAGAAUGAUAAAAUUCGUUGCGAAAACAUUGCUAUUAGAGAAGCUCUCAAGCAUGCUAUAUGUCCUAACUGUGGAGGUCCUCCUGUUAGUGAAGAUCCUUACUUUGAUGAACAAAAGCUUCGGAUUGAAAAUGCACACCUUAGAGAAGAGCUUGAAAGAAUGUCUACCAUUGCAUCAAAGUACAUGGGAAGACCGAUAUCGCAACUCUCUACGCUACAUCCAAUGCACAUCUCACCGUUGGAUUUGUCAAUGACUAGUUUAACUGGUUGUGGACCUUUUGGUCAUGGUCCUUCACUCGAUUUUGAUCUUCUUCCAGGAAGUUCUAUGGCUGUUGGUCCUAAUAAUAAUCUGCAAUCUCAGCCUAACUUGGCUAUAUCAGACAUGGAUAAGCCUAUUAUGACCGGCAUUGCUUUGACUGCAAUGGAAGAAUUGCUCAGGCUUCUUCAGACAAAUGAACCUCUAUGGACAAGAACAGAUGGCUGCAGAGACAUUCUCAAUCUUGGUAGCUAUGAGAAUGUUUUCCCAAGAUCAAGUAACCGAGGGAAGAACCAGAACUUUCGAGUCGAAGCAUCAAGGUCUUCUGGUAUUGUCUUCAUGAAUGCUAUGGCACUUGUCGACAUGUUCAUGGAUUGUGUCAAGUGGACAGAACUCUUUCCCUCUAUCAUUGCAGCUUCUAAAACACUUGCAGUGAUUUCUUCAGGAAUGGGAGGUACCCAUGAGGGUGCAUUGCAUUUGUUGUAUGAAGAAAUGGAAGUGCUUUCGCCUUUAGUAGCAACACGCGAAUUCUGCGAGCUACGCUAUUGUCAACAGACUGAACAAGGAAGCUGGAUAGUUGUAAACGUCUCAUAUGAUCUUCCUCAGUUUGUUUCUCACUCUCAGUCCUAUAGAUUUCCAUCUGGAUGCUUGAUUCAGGAUAUGCCCAAUGGAUAUUCCAAGGUUACUUGGGUUGAACAUAUUGAAACUGAAGAAAAAGAACUGGUUCAUGAGCUAUACAGAGAGAUUAUUCACAGAGGGAUUGCUUUUGGGGCUGAUCGUUGGGUUACCACUCUCCAGAGAAUGUGUGAAAGAUUUGCUUCUCUAUCGGUACCAGCGUCUUCAUCUCGUGAUCUCGGUGGAGUGAUUCUAUCACCGGAAGGGAAGAGAAGCAUGAUGAGACUUGCUCAGAGGAUGAUCAGCAACUACUGUUUAAGUGUCAGCAGAUCCAACAACACACGCUCAACCGUUGUUUCGGAACUGAACGAAGUUGGAAUCCGUGUGACUGCACAUAAGAGCCCUGAACCAAACGGCACAGUCCUAUGUGCAGCCACCACUUUCUGGCUUCCCAAUUCUCCUCAAAAUGUCUUCAAUUUCCUCAAAGACGAAAGAACCCGUCCUCAGUGGGAUGUUCUUUCAAACGGAAACGCAGUGCAAGAAGUUGCUCACAUCUCAAACGGAUCACAUCCUGGAAACUGCAUAUCGGUUCUACGUGGAUCCAAUGCAACACAUAGCAACAACAUGCUUAUUCUGCAAGAAAGCUCAACAGACUCAUCAGGAGCAUUUGUGGUCUACAGUCCAGUGGAUUUAGCAGCAUUGAACAUCGCAAUGAGCGGUGAAGAUCCUUCUUAUAUUCCUCUCUUGUCCUCAGGUUUCACAAUCUCACCAGAUGGAAAUGGCUCAAACUCUGAACAAGGAGGAGCCUCGACGAGCUCAGGACGGGCAUCAGCUAGCGGUUCGUUGAUAACGGUUGGGUUUCAGAUAAUGGUAAGCAAUUUACCGACGGCAAAACUGAAUAUGGAGUCGGUGGAAACGGUUAAUAACCUGAUAGGAACAACUGUACAUCAAAUUAAAACCGCCUUGAGCGGUCCUACAGCUUCAACUACAGCUUGACACACACCAUUAAAAGCUCUCUUCCCUCUUUCUUCUGGGUGUCUCUUUCUCUUCAAUGAUGGAACAGAGAAGGGAAUUAACUCCUUCUUUUGCCUUCAAUGCCAGAGAGAGAGAAGAGAAGCUCAUUAACUCCAAUUGUUCUGCUGCUUCUGUUGGUGCUGUUCUGUUCUUGGACAAACCUCAUUAAACAACUUCUGUAAGAAAAGAAAAAAACAGCUGGAUUCUUCUCUCUUCAUUUUUUUUGGUUUUUUUUUUUUUUUUUUUUUGGUUGGUUAUGAGUAUUUUUUUAGGGUAUUUUUAUUGGGUUUUUAUUACUAGAAGAAACUGGAAGUCAAGAACGCACCAUGCAACUUUGACUUUGUUUGUAUGGUUCGGGCAUUGACUUCUAUUGCAAAGUUUUUUUGAAAGCUUUAAACUUUGUUCAUCUCUUCAUUAAUGGUCUGUUUAUGUUUUAACUGGUUCUUAAAUCUUC